This is a messenger RNA of Colletotrichum acutatum, 2695 nucleotides long. RefSeq lists its product as uncharacterized. The coding region runs from base 335 to 2242 and encodes 635 amino acids. Gene Ontology annotation, cellular component: HULC complex. Gene Ontology annotation, biological process: protein polyubiquitination; DNA repair; proteasome-mediated ubiquitin-dependent protein catabolic process. The transcript has a single exon. Lineage: Eukaryota; Fungi; Ascomycota; Sordariomycetes; Glomerellales; Glomerellaceae. Gene Ontology annotation, molecular function: protein binding; ubiquitin conjugating enzyme activity. The record is from RefSeq and is a predicted model, not a curated record.
GCACUGAGUCAAGUACCUACCAAAGGAAAUACCGAGAUGUCCAUUCCUCGGAAGGAUCGCGGGCGUGAGGCGGCUCAAAUGUGUGGCUGCGCUGCCCCAUUGAGGCCUCUGCGAAAGUGAGGCCAAAUGACAACUCCAGCAUGGUACAGCUACAACAUCCGCCGAUUGACUCAGCCCGAAUUAUUUUUCGAAAGAAUCGCCCUAAUGAAGAGGCGGCCUCAUUCUUUACGCGCAUACAUAACGACGCGAAUAGUUCUACAGCUCCAUCCUCCCGUUGGAACAUCAGUCUGCUACCAUCAUCAACUAAAGAGACCAUCAACAACCACCCACUACCAUGGCCGUACACCUCCAGCGCCGACUGCUUCAGGACUUUGCUGAAUUACAGCGAAACCCAUACCCUCGCGUUGCAUUACACACCAGAGACAACGAUAUUCGCCGGGCAUGCCUUGUCCUACAGCCAGAGGGCUGGAUGCCCAUGCACACCACCGUCAACUUCGGAGACCGCUAUCCUCUCGUCGCUCCCACCAUCAAGAUGAACACGCGAAUGGUACAUCCCAACGUAUAUGAUACCUACAUCUGCGCAUCAAUUCUCAACACGUUCGAGGGAUACACGCCGGCGUAUACCCUCAGAGGCAUCGCCAUCCAAAUGCUGAGCUUCUUCAGCAGCGAUUCAUUGGAGCAAGAGGGCGGCAAUUACACCGAGCCUCUCGAGUGGUAUCGGCAAGAGAGCCUCGAAUGUCGGCAGGAUUUCAAAUGUCCUCACUGCAACUUUGAUGGAACCAGGAGCAAGUCAGACCUUAGAAGAGCUCGAAGGCACGCCCUGAAAGCCUUGUCGCCGACGCCAUCUUCAUCCUCGUCAAAUGCUGCAACGAUAGCGGCUGCUUCCAAGAACUACCAGGGAUGUGUCUUGGCCGCUUUGCCUGACGAGCUUCUGCUACAAACUCUCCACAGUCUGGACUUUGCGGACCUCCUCUCCUUUUCACGGGCUUGGCCGCGAAUCGCAGACAUGCUCCGCGGAUACGAUAUUAUCCGGUUGAGAGAACUCCAAUGCUAUAUCACCAAAACCAACUUUCGAGAUACAAAACUCGGCGUAGGCGUCAUGGUCCCCAAACGCAAGCGGGCUAUCGAGUCAGAGUUCGACCUGAUCUCUCUACCAGCUUUUCAGGACCUGGGAGUUCGCUUCUCUGUCCACAAUGUCGCUUUCGAACACUGGCUUCCGCUGCCUCUCAGCCGUCGUCACUGGUCCUCCGUCAAAGAUUAUGUAGCGCCCGUGAUGCAUAGUCUAGCCGUGGCUAUCUCAUUACCGAGCUCCAAUAGCUCGACAGUGGGUGUUCUCGCCGCCUUCAUGAACGACAUUGUUGUGCGGCUGAACCAAGUAGAUGCACACACAGCCUCUGGUGGCACCGCAUACAGCGGCACCGAUAAUGUCAGGAUUCCACGGAUGAGUACAUUGCGGCACGCAUCGGAGAAGGCGAUCGAGUCUUACUUCCACCUAUUCCACCUUCUCCUCUGUUUGGCGACGGCGAAUUCCCAACUGGUCACCGACGCCAAUAACAAGAUCAAGAGAUUUAUGAGUGGUAAGACCUCCAAGAUGUCUUGUCCGAAUCUUGGCCACCUACUGGUCUACCUCCUCAUCAGCGACAUUGAUACGACGGAGGCCAUGAGAAAAGCGAUCAUCACCGAGGCCAUCACGCGCAACGUCGUAUGGAUGCUCGACAGGAGGGGCUCCAAUAUGCCGGAGUUGAGCUAUCUCGAGCCUGAUCACGUCUCGGGGUAUCGUCUAAAGAGAACCUUUGAAGCAAAUCGCACCUCAUAUCGACUCCUCAUGUUUUCGGAGCUCUUCCGCCGCAUCGCCAGACCAUCCAACGACAAGACCUUGGAGCAAAUCCGGGACGAGCUCUUCGACCGUCAUGGCGCACCUCCUCCCGGUGCCGCUCUUCAGCUCUCCACCGAAGUCCGCCGCCUUCAUGAUAUUGACAAUUUCCCCCACUUCUUCAACGAAAUGGGGAUUGUGCGCCAUCCGUCAGCUGGAAACUUCACCAGCGUACUGCGGGACUGUGUCAAGGAUAGCAUGAACAGAGGGUACUCGGUCUGGGGCUUGCCGGCCCCUACUGCUCUGGCCUUGCGGUCCCGGGUAGAGCCCAACGUUGGAGUCCGAGCAAAUCUCGUGGUGAGGAAUCCUCCUGGUCCUCGUUACAUGUCGAGAAUCACUUUCUUCCCUGACAAAGCCCGACGGAGCUAAACAGCUACGUGGCAAAGGGCUCUGACUGGGAAGAAGAUAUUUUGCGUGGGCCGAGCAGUCGAGUUAUUAAAGAUGAUAUACCCCUAAUGAAUUUGGAAAUUCGAAUAGAAACAAUCAGUCCAAUCUAGUGCACUAUGGACCAGGUCAUGAACCUCCCGGAGCAUUGCUCAAUUGCGAACUCAAUCGUCAAGAUGACAACGAUCUUUCAUGACCGCAUCGCAAAAAGCGGCGGCCAAUGUGAACAAGAGGUGUGAUAAAUUCAAAUGAUGAAGUGUAUCUAAAUGUCCAAAUAAAUCUCCAUUCGCUCAAUGUUAAUCUUUUUUGUGAAUAUCUCUCUCAUCAUUAGAUUCUGGGUAUCUAUUCCACUGGAAAACACUUUCUUCUAUCUUGAUCUCUUGGAUUCCAGUAUACCCAGCAGGUCAAUUGUCAUGAGGCAUCGUCCCGCUCGCGAGG